AUGCCCGUACCGGGCACCGGCGGCAAGGAGGGCUCCAGCCAUGGAGCUGGGUUGGACGCCGUGCCUGGACUGGCCACCCUGCAGGACAGGAGUGCUGAGGUGCAGAGGCUCCAGAAGUCAUUGGCUGAGCUACAUGGGCGAGAGAUGGAGUGGGAGAGAGAGACAUCRGCCCUGCAGGGCCAGCUGGGCCMUGCCAGAGAGGAGCUCCACAGCGCCAUCCUCAGGCUUUGUGGUAGAGAAGAGGAGCUGAAGAGGCUGAGAGACGAGCAGCAUCAGCUCAAGGACAAGGUGAGGGAGAGCGAUGUGCAGGCUGUGUGGCUGCAGAGCCAGGCAGACGUGGUGGGUCGGGAGCUGUGGGAGGAGAGUGCCCAGCGGGACAGGGAGCUGUGGGAGUGGAGGGACCGCUACCAUGCUGUCUCAGAGGGACUGCGGCUGAGGGAGGCUGGGCUUGAGGAGGUGCAGAGGGCCAGGGACACGGCCCUCAAAAGCCUGAGACUACAGGAGGAGAAGACCCACAGUCUGGGGGCCCAGAGGCAGGAGCUGCAGCACAGCCUGGACGGCCUACAGGACAGGUGUGUUACGUUCCCUCCUGUCCGCAGCUUGCCAGAAGGAGGAGAUGGUCGUGGCUUCAGAGUGAGCUGCAGGACCAUGAAGAAGACGCCCGUGUUCUCCGCCAACAGCUGCUCUCCUCCAAAGAUGCACUGCAGCAAGUUACUGCCGAGCUGA
Salvelinus sp. IW2-2015 is the source of this 726-nucleotide messenger RNA. Lineage: Eukaryota; Metazoa; Chordata; Actinopteri; Salmoniformes; Salmonidae. The record is from RefSeq and is a predicted model, not a curated record.